Molecule: messenger RNA, 3286 nt
Organism: Leptopilina boulardi
Lineage: Eukaryota; Metazoa; Arthropoda; Insecta; Hymenoptera; Figitidae
Product: zinc finger MYM-type protein 1-like
Exons: 2
Coding region: 513-3020 (835 amino acids)
Molecular function (GO): protein dimerization activity
Source: RefSeq, a predicted model, not a curated record
GCAAAUUCAAAAAAUGUUAAUAAUUUUACAAUAGUAGUAAUAGUAUUAAAUUUAAAAUUUGCGCCAAUUUCACAAAUCUGCAGUCAUAUUUUGCGCACGCGCAAGUGUAUGCUUCUGUAACUGACUUCAAGCAACAGCUGUCAGAGACAACAAUGCAAUUCGGUAUUUUAUGCAAUAGAUAUAUACUUUAAGUGCAAUAAAUCUUGUUGGAGUCAAAUAUGAAACGCAUUUACUCGAGUGGUCAUCAAAAAAGGGCAGAGAAAAGGCGUAGAGAAAACGCAAGUAUUGAAAACACAAAAAAAUUGACAUCUUGGUUUAGUAAUAAACGAGAAGAAAAAGAAGAAGAAGAAAGAGUCGAAGAAAGAAUCCAAGAAAAAUGUGCCGAUGGAUUUGAUUGUAAAUAAAAUUGACUUAAAUUUCAGUAUAUUUAUUAUAAAUUAGCUAUUCGAGCCCCAUUCCGGGUCCAAAUAACCUCAAUCUUUUCUAAUUCCGCCCUCCGAAUCGGGUCUGAAAUGGCUGGAGUCAAAAUUUUAUGGAAUACUUUUGUAAAUAAACUUUGCUUUUUUAUCUACUUAUACAUUUUAUAUACAUAUAUAAUUUCAGACUCUAAAGAGACUGACUUUUGUGAGUCCAUUUCUUCCGGUGAAGAAAUAAUUUCGAUGGAUACUUUAAAUAAGUCAGAAAUAUUACAAAAUUCACCCAGUACAAUAAAAUCGGGCGAAGAUGUGGUUUGUGAUAAAAGCGCAGACUUUCCUCAGGAACUUGUUGAUGUUGAAAAAUCUUCUGAUUCGUCUAAUAUCUUUCCGGAUGUUAUAACUGAUAAGAAAAUCAAACUAGCUAUUAUUUUAUCCGGUCCAAAUCAACCACCAGGUCCUUUUCCACGAGACGAAAAUCAAGAAAAUCGUUCUUUCUCAAAUGGGUAUUACUUCACCAUCGCAAAAUCUGGAUUGAAAUUAAAUAGAAAUUGGCUGUGCUAUUCAUCUGAAUUAGAUUGUGUUUAUUGCCAACCUUGUUGGCUGUUUCCUCAGGAAGCAGUUGCUGUAUCUUCAGCACAUAAUGUGUGGAUCAGAGGUGUGAGAGACUGGAGGCACCUUUCGGAGCGAAUUAAAUCUCACGAAACUUCACAAAAUCAUACAAAUUCAUGUCUGCUUUACGAACAAUGGCGAAAAAAUGGACCAAUCGAGAAAGCAUUCGAAGAAGAUUUUAAAAGAAAACAAAAUUUUUGGCGCAAAGUAAUAGAACGACUUUUAGAUGUAACACUUAUGAUGGCUUCUUGUAAUCUUGCUUUUCGUGGAAGUUGCGAAAAUAUUCAGGAUCGUGGAAAAGGAAAUUUUUUGUCUAUUGUGCAGCUUCUCGCGAAAUACGAUCCCAUUUUGCAAGAACUAUUAGAACUUCCGAAUGGAUCUGUGAAUUAUUUAGGUCCUAAAUCACAAAACGAAUUUAUAUCAGUCCUAUCAAAACAAGUUCUCAACGAAAUCGAGAAUGAAAUACGAAAUGCUCUUUUUUUCUCGAUAAUUCUAGAUUCAACUCAAGAUAAAAGAAAAGUUGAUCAAUUGAGUCAAGUUUUCCGGUAUGUCAAAAUUGUUUAUGACUCUGUUGGUAAACCGCUGGAACUCAAAAUAUGUGAAGUGUUUACAGGGUUUCGAGAAAUUAAUGAUCCAACUGCUAAGGGUCUCGCAGAUCUUGUCCUUGAAUUAAUUAACGAAAAAAAUUUACAAAUAACAAAAUGCUGUGGGCAAGCUUACGAUGGCGCAGCUGUCAUGAGCGGUGAAUUAAAUGGUCUUCAAAAACGAAUUAGAGAAAUAGCUCCUUAUGCGUAUUUUGUUUAUUGUACAUCGCAUAAAUUAAAUUUGAUACUGAAUGAUGCGGUUUCACAAACUCCAGAAAUCACCCGGUUUUUUGAGUCAGUUCAAGACAUAUACAAUUACUUUGGGAAAAGUAUAGUUCGCUGGAAAAAUCUCCAGUUUUCCAAUGAAGAUGAAACCUCAAAAACUUCAAACAUUACUCUCAAAACAUUGAAUCCCACUCGUUGGGUUGGUCGGUAUGAUGCUGUUUACGCGCUUAAGGUUAGAUUAGGCGAUGUUCUAAAAAAUUUGUCACGUAUCGUUCUUACCAGCAAGAAACCUGACGAGAGGAAUGCAGCAUUAGGACUUCAAAAAAAAAUUGAAAGACUUGAAUUUAUAUUAUUGUUAAUCAUUCAGUGCAAAAUCCUAGAAAAAGUCAACAUCGCAUCUAAAGCUCUUCAGUCGAAAGAACUCGAACUUUCUUCAGCGCACGAUCACCUCGAAAAUGCUUAUUCAGAGGUCGCAAAUCUUCGUAAUUCUUUCGGCGAUUUUCGUGUUGAAGCUUCUGAAUUGUGUGCUAAAUUGAAUAUUCUGGAUCAAUUCGAAGAAAAAAGAAAACGAAGAAAAAAGAAACACUUUGAAGAGCUUUGUGAAGAUGAAAGACUUACUGAUCCUGAAAAACUCUUCAAAGUUUCCAUUUUUUAUCCAAUGAUUGAUUCUAUUUGCUCACAGUUGAAACAUAGAUUCGAGGGAAUGCAUUUGCUUCUGCAAACAUAUAAAGUCGUGCAACCACAAUUUAUUGUCAAUGCAAGCGAACAAGAAUUAACAUUGGAGGCUGAAAAAUUUGUUCAAACAAUUCCUGAACAUAUAUCCAGAUCUUUUCCUGCUCAAUUGUUAUCAAUUAAAUCUGCUUUCAGCUCUGAAAUAAAGCGAAUGAAAACUGUCAAGCAGCUAGCUGAUUUUCUUAUUAUUGAAAACAGUUCUUUAAUGUCGAAUUUUUCUGAUGUUUACACUGCUUGUAUUAUGUAUCUGACUAUCCCAGUAACAGUUGCAUCAGCUGAAAGAUCUUUUUCUAAACUGAAUCUCAUCAGAACUUAUUUGCGGACUUCAAUGGGUCAGGAAAGAUUAAGUGAAUUAGCUAUUUUAUCGAUCGAGAAUGAGAGAGCCCGAAAGAUUGAUUUUACGAAAACGAUUGACGAUUUUGCCACUAUGAAAUCAAGAAAGAAAUCUUUUUAAACGUAAUAAUGCGCAACACAAAGAACUUUUUACACUAGUGAUGUUUCUGUGAUAUUAGUCUUUUAAGGAUAUCUAAGUCUUUAAUUUGUAAUAAUUUGACAGUUAUAAUGAAUACUAAAUAGUUAAAGAAACCACUUGUGAUAUUGAAAAUUUGUCUUACAGAGUAUAUUAAAAAUUAAAACAAACAUAGUUUUUUUCAGUAAACCUUUUCCUUAAGAGGGCCCCCGGAGUUUUUCUGCACUGGGGCCCCCAAGACUGUCGGUACG